Molecule: messenger RNA, 495 nt
Organism: Dovyalis caffra
Lineage: Eukaryota; Viridiplantae; Streptophyta; Magnoliopsida; Malpighiales; Salicaceae
Source: the annotation of a GenBank genome assembly
AUGUUACUUGUCACUGAAACCAUAAGUUCAGGCUCGUUGGAAGUGAAUGCCAUCAACCAUAGUGGCCUCAUUGCCCUAGACGUGGUACGGAUUUUCCCAAGUGAAGCAGGGGAUGGAGAAAUUGUUAAGAUCCUUCAAAGUGCUGGAGCAAUGAGAGCAAGAGAUAUUAUACAGUCGACCAUUCCCAGCAACCAAACCUCUACUGACAACUCUUCAAUGCCAGAGAGAUGCCAAUCGAACCUAAAUAAUUUGGUGGAAUACUUCAAGUUUAAAAAGGGAAGGGAUUCACCUAGCGAGGCACGCGGUACACUACUAGUUAUAGCUGUUUUGGUUGCAACAGCAACAUUCCAGGUUGGAAUCAACCCUCCUGGAGGUGUUUGGCAAGAUACAAACAUACCUGACCAGAAAAAUAGUACCAGCAGUGACAAUGCACAUAUUGCAAAUUGGUUGUGGCUUAAUGAAUUCGAUGAAAGACCUUGUAGCAAGAUUGCAUAA